AUGGAGUCUGUUCGUCAAUCGUGUCGGCCAAAGCAUCAGGUCUUGAUUUUGAAAUGCUAUCCAAAAUAUCAGAAGGGCGUGUCAGAGGUCAGGCCGAACCCCAGUGAACUCUCGUACUUGCUGUACUAUACGAGCACGCGCCGCAGCAAGUUGACCAAGGUCGGCGCUUUCCUGGAGAAAAGGGUCGCUCGGGAUGUCUGGAGACGCAGGAUAGGGAAUGUUCAGGUGGCGCUGCACAUCAUGGCUGCGCUUAUCGAAAAAGUCCCCCGCGACCUUCCAAUCUACGCCCGAUCGGUUAUGACCAUAGUCGAUACCGUCCUGCAAUCAAAUGAUAUCAACAUGGUGGAGGAAUCUAUCGUGGCAUUCGAAAUGUUCUGUCGUCACCAGGACAUUUCGGCCAUUUCAGCAGAUCAGGGUCUCGCGCACCAAUACCGUGAAGUCGUGCGAACAUACGCCAGCUUCGCCGACCCGGAAUUUACAUCCAAAUCGAAUGCAAAUUUCAGCCCGCAGGUAGCCAUCCGGUGGAGAAAUGCGGGUCUGCGAGCUAUCAGAGGUGUGGUCAGCUCAGAGAGCUUGGCCGCCGAUGGAGGAACAUCGCUGAAGCUCUGUUUACCAGUCAUUCUGGAAAACCUUCAUUCCGAAGACGAGGAUCUUCUCUCGACUUUGAAAGCCAAGCUUUCCGAAGCGGACACGAAUGAACGGGAGGGGCCCAAACCCCGUCGAAUGAGUGUCACCACGGUGCAUACCGUGGAUACGGCAGAGGGUGACCCUGAGCUGGCAGCCCAAUCAGCAGAUGAUGCGGAUCGAAAGGCGGAGAUUGGCGCUCGGCUCUUGGCCCUACGAUGCCUGGAGCAAGUUAUCGUCUCGGGAAGUAAUCGCGGCCAAAUCCGCAUUGCUGUAACAAUCAUUCUACAGUUCAUCUCAACCAAGGGCCUCCCACAGAGGGAAAAACGUGACCAAAUGAUUGAGGGCAAAGAUGGUAACUGGGCAACCUCUUUGAUUGAACUCAUUGCGAACUGGUGUCCGGUGCAAGUCCGUUUCAUUAUUCUAGUCACGGCCAUGGAGAUCCUACACGAUACAAGCCCGAAGGAGGAUGCUUUGGAGUCGUCAUUUACUAUUCUUUCUGUGGUGGACUGGCUUCUCAAGUCUUCAGUGAACAUGAUUGGACUUAGUGUCAUGGACAUUCUCUUUGGGCUCAUGCAUUACGCUUCUGAUAUACUCUCGCCUCCCGACCGCACAGGGUCGGCACAUUCCGAGCAAAAAUCGAAUGGACAAGCUGCGAACGUGGUUCAGAUUUCUCCCCGACGACAGCGUCUUCUCACAUUACUAGAGCAGUGCAUCGGAGAUCUUGCCACGCAUAUCUACUACGGAGACCAAGUUGCAGACAUGAUGCGGGCUAUUCUCAGGCGUUUCAAGCCUGCUUCUAACCAAGAUAGUUCCAUGGGAUCCACAUUGGCAACGGUUCACGAAUCUGGAGUGGCACAUGUGGAUCUAACGAAUUCAGGCUCUGAGACAAAUGGAGAGAAAUCAAGCACAGAAAGCUUCUCGCAUGCUGCUGCUAAACUGACUGCUCUCCGAGCUGUCAAGGCUAUCCUAGCCGUGGUUAACUCGAAAACCCCAGCCACCAUGUCUGGUGCAGAAUCCAGGCACCCAGUCGGAAUUCAAGUCUGGGAAGGAACCCAAGUACUUCUUCGUGAUGCGGAUCGGGAUGUUCGCUACGCCUAUACCGAUGCAUUUCUUUCAUGGCUGAAUAUUGAAACCAAUGGGAACGACCUCAAAGUGCGAGUAGAUGCACCGAGACACACCAAGACAACAUCCAAGAGAGACUCUGAACAGGUGGAGAGAUCGAAUCGACGAAGUACCUCUGCUGCUGGGAACCCGAGGGACAAAGUGACGCUGGCGGCACAAUCUACCUUCCUUCGUCUUCUACAUCUAGCUAUCUAUGAUGCAGCACUCGAAGCGCCUACCGACGACGCCGAGGUUCUGCUGCUAUAUCUGCUUCUGACAAGCCUCGUGGAGAACGUUGGGGUGAAUGCUGCUCAGUUUGGUAUCCCCAUGAUUAUCACGCUACAGGGUGAUUUGUUUACGUCCAUGGAAUUGAGUUCCUUCGCAGCUCGGGUGAACAUUGGAAGUUUGGUACACGGAUACCUUCUCGCCCUGUCGAAGCACUUCGACAUGCAGUCCUCUUCUAUAGGUCUUGAGAUAUCCAAUGAGAUCCACCAGCGACAGGAUAAGGGAUAUUGGCUUUCCAAGAUUCGCCUGCCUCCGGUCGGUCUCGAUGACAUUAUUUCUGAGGGCGAGAAGAACCUUGACAAUGUCUCCACAUCUCCGCCUCCAUUGACACCUUUCCGCAACGUUGACGGACUUGUCUAUCUGAUUGACGAGGCUUAUCGCCAUAGGGUCUCAUCCCCUCCACACAGCCCUCCAGCCUCGCCAGCGCGGGGAUUUACAUUCCCUGUCCUUGGACCCUCCGCAACAACACCGUUGCAUUCAUUGGUUGAAGGCGGCCUCCCGUCUGUCGUCAAAGAGCAAAUGUUGUCCUCCUGGUCUCGUGAGGCAUGUCUCGCUGCUGUCGAUAAGGAAAGUACCGGAACUUCAUCAGUUCACGGCUCUCGGGCUACGAUUAAUGCUCGCAACAACCAAUCCAACGGUUCCCCUACUAGCUCCCAGGAUAAUCGCCGCAUGAGCGUCCCAGAAAUAUCAGCUUCUUCAUCCCAAGGUUCGAGCAGAGGCUCACCUGUUCGCAUAAAUGAACUUCGCCGCGUACUCUCAGUUACCAACGAUUCCCAACUCCGGCGCCUCAGUCCGUUGCGUGGACGACUUGACGCAUCAACUGCUAGCAUCGUCUCUUCUGGGAGCGAUAGCAUGAUCAGCGGCAAUUUUUCUGUCUCCGAAGUUGACGGAGAUGCCAUUUCUAUCCGCCCAGAAAGUCAGAAAAUGCUCAAGGAAGAGGGAAUAGAGACACCCCGUGCUUCUGCCGCAGCAUUUGUCCUAUCGGGUGACAAUGCUUCAACCAACGACAUCUCAAAUGUAUCAUCUCUGAGUGGUCCCGAUUCAGAUGCGAAAAUCCCCCCAGUGCCACCGAUCCCAGCCGGCUUGUCCAUUCCAGGUGGUUUCCCGAACGACUCGCAACGCUCAUUGUUAUAUGAUCGCCCAUACACUGCCCCGGAUUCAUCACAGCAGUCUUCUGUGAACGAUAGCGCCGAAGCCAGUGCCUUAAACAAUAAGCCUCUGAACCGUAACAAGAGUCGGUCCAACUAUAACCUUGCCGAAGAUGGGGUUCCCAGCCUCUUGAACGAUUAUGAAUCCAAUGCCAUCGAUGGCACUCACCAAGAUCAGCUAAGAAAGCUUUUGGAUGGGUUCCUCUCGCCCGAAAAAACCACGCUGGCGAAUGGAAACCGCUCAUCAUCCGCCACACCUACCUCCAGGGUUCCGCUGGGCGGAUCUCAACGCAGACGAAAGGCCAGCGGAGGUCUCGGCCGGCCGCCCUAUUGA
Molecule: messenger RNA, 3495 nt
Organism: Penicillium paradoxum
Lineage: Eukaryota; Fungi; Ascomycota; Eurotiomycetes; Eurotiales; Aspergillaceae
Exons: 2
Coding region: 1-3495 (1164 amino acids)
Biological process (GO): protein localization to plasma membrane
Cellular component (GO): plasma membrane
Source: RefSeq, a predicted model, not a curated record